This is a messenger RNA of Acaulospora morrowiae, 1543 nucleotides long. The record is from the annotation of a GenBank genome assembly. NCBI's taxonomy places the organism in Eukaryota, Fungi, Glomeromycota, Glomeromycetes, Diversisporales, Acaulosporaceae.
AUGAAGUUUGGUAGUCAAUUGAGGGCCGCCUUACAUUCAGAAUGGGCAGAAUAUUACGUGGACUAUGAUGGGUUAAAGAAACUCCUCAAACAAGGCGAGAAAAAAGAGGGAGGUUAUACUGAAAAAGAUGAAUCCCAAUUCGUUGAAAAAUUAGAUAAGGAGUUAGAGAAGGUAUAUGCUUUUCAAAAUUCGAAAUACGCUGAGAUAAAGGAACGGGUUCUUCAAUGUGAAAAUUCCUUAGAAGCCAUUGGCAAAGAUCCGUCUUUGAAUGUUCCGGAAAGAUAUGCUGAUAUCGAACGUCAGAUUAAUCAAAUCACUGAGGAAGUAAACGAAUUAGCAAAGUAUGCAAGAUUGAAUUAUACGGGUAUCGUAAAGAUCGUAAAGAAACAUGACAGACGAACAAGUUACAUCCUCCGCCCGAUGUUUAGCGUUCGUUUGAACGCGUGUCCAUUCUUUAAAGAAACUUUCGAGCCGGUAAUUGUGAACCUGUCUCGACUUUAUCACAUCGUUCACAGAGGUUUGGGUGGAGACGAAGUUUCAAGUGCACAUGAUUUUACAUCCUCUUGGAAAUCUGCGACCAUAAUUCCGUCGCAAGAAAGAUUUUUACGUCAAUCAAAUAAAUACUGGGUUCAUUAUGAUAACAUCAUGGAAGUGAAAACCACCAUUUUGCGUCAUCUUCCAGUAUUACUUUACAAACCAGGUUCCGACUCAUCGGUACACUCAAUCUAUUUCGAUAAUGAGUUGUUUGAACUAUAUCAAGAUAAAGUUGAUCGUAAACCUGGCGAUCAAGUUAUCAGGCUAAGAUGGUAUGGCAGUAAAACAUCGACAAAUGAAAUAUUUGUUGAAAGAAAAAUCCGGGAGGAUGGUGAAGAUGAAGUCAAAGAUAGAUUCUUGAUCAAAGAAAAAUAUAUCGAUUUGUUCUUGAAAGGAGAAUAUUCAAUGGACAAGGUUAUCAAAAAAAUGAAAGAAACCCCCGGAAAAACCGAGGAGGACAUUCAGAAUUUCCAGAAGUUAGUUAAAGAUAUUCAAGAUACCCUCAAAAAUAAGAAUUUACAACCAGUCCUUCGCACAUAUUACAAUCGAAUGGCAUUCCAGAUUCCCGGUGAUUCGCGUGUUAGGAUUUCGCUUGACACGGAGUUCUAUAUUAUUCGCGAAGACAACUUCGAUAACGGAAAUCGUCGACGAGAUAAUCAGUGGAGAAGAACGGACAUCGAUGAUGACAACUUUAAUAAAUUGCCACCUACGGAAUGUGUUAAGUUUCCCUAUGCCUUGUUGGAAAUAAAGUACAAUUUAGCCGAAGGAGAACAAGAACCGGAUUGGGUUAAAGAACUGGUGGGAAGUCAUUUGGUUGAAGAGGCCCCACAAUUUUCGAAAUAUGUUCAUGGAGUUGCAACGCUGUUUACCUCCAAAGCUCCUUCUUUACCCUAUUGGCUACCUAACAUCGAUAAAGACAUUCUCAAGCCUCCAAAUGUACGUCAGCCUGAUGAUAAUGAAGAACCGGCAUCUUCAUCAUCGAUCUUGAUUACACCCGGACGUUCAAGGC